CUCAGAACAAACAGAAGCCUGGCUUGGUCACCUCCUAGCUGCCGUGGGAACGGCCCCUCCCUGAGCUGGCAUGUCCUGGCGUCCCUGGAGCACCACAAUGGCCAGCAAGCUCGCCCCCUUCUCGGCGUUCUUCGGCAGCCUCUUCUUCUUGUCCUUCCUGGGCCCGACCCCUACCAUCGGUCAGAACGACACUCAAAAGGUAGGGGUGUGCCCAGAUGUGCUUGAGAUCCCACACUGCCGGGUUGAAUGUCGCACCGAUGGAGACUGUCCCGAUGUCCUCAAGUGCUGCACAGUUGGAUGCGCGUCGCUUUGCGUAAUCCCCAACGAGAAGAAGGGUAAAUGCCCUAUUAAUGACAGUAGCAUCUCUUUGCUGGGGAUUUGCAAGGACGAGUGCUAUGGCGAUUCUGAUUGUUCUGGCUCACUCAAAUGCUGUAUCAAUGGCUGUGGAAACCGUUCCUGCGUCAAACCUGGCCACUGAGGUUUGACGUGAGUCAUUAAGUUGGAACAAAAGUCACCCUGAUCCUGGGAGCUCCUGGACUCUUUAAAGUUAUACUGAAAGUCACAAUGAUCCCCCCAGCACUUCCUGACAAACUGCUGGAGCACAAGGCUUCUGGACCAGCUGUCUCUGGAUCUGAUUAUUACCCGUCUUUCCUACCAGCACCUGGACAAACUCAAGAGAGAAAGCUGCUCACUGGCCUAUCCUCUGCUCUGUCAUCUGCUGGGUCCUGGGACCCCAUGCGGAAUCAGCCUCUCCCUUCCCUGCUGGGCUUCAAGCUUUCUUUUGGGGGCUGAUCAUGCCUAGCCAGUGCAUCAAUAAAAAGAU
Trichosurus vulpecula (common brushtail) is the source of this 823-nucleotide messenger RNA. It is a transcript of the gene WFDC2, whose product is annotated as WAP four-disulfide core domain 2. The transcript is spliced from 5 exons. Gene Ontology annotation, biological process: innate immune response; antibacterial humoral response. Lineage: Eukaryota; Metazoa; Chordata; Mammalia; Diprotodontia; Phalangeridae. Gene Ontology annotation, cellular component: extracellular region. The record is from RefSeq and is a predicted model, not a curated record. The coding region runs from base 71 to 478 and encodes 135 amino acids. Gene Ontology annotation, molecular function: peptidase inhibitor activity.